Molecule: messenger RNA, 1318 nt
Organism: Drosophila eugracilis
Lineage: Eukaryota; Metazoa; Arthropoda; Insecta; Diptera; Drosophilidae
Gene: Maf1
Product: repressor of RNA polymerase III transcription MAF1 homolog
Exons: 5
Coding region: 444-1124 (226 amino acids)
Biological process (GO): negative regulation of transcription by RNA polymerase III
Cellular component (GO): nucleus
Molecular function (GO): RNA polymerase III core binding
Source: RefSeq, a predicted model, not a curated record
UUUUUAUCAUACCUAUAAUAAUUAUAUAUCACAACAUUUAAUUUAGUAUUGCGUAAAUGUAAUUGAAGUGAACAGCAUUCUUAUGUUAAUUAAAAAGCUUACUAAAGUACACAUGCUCUUAAGUAAAUUGAUAAAAUAUGUUUUAUUAUUUGUUCAUUAAGUCUACCUGUGCAGUGUUGUUUGUUUAUACAAAUUAUACAACUACAAAAUGCAUGCUGAAUAAUGAAGGAAAUAUGUAUAUGGAUAUGAAUCAAACUCAAAAAUAAUAACUGUACGUGUCGAAAUUCGAGGACCAUGAUUAGACAAGAUAAAUUCCAUCAAAUGAUUGUUUAUAUGAUUGAUAUGCAGUUACUUCAAACGAGAAUUGUUGAACUUCGACAGUUUUUAAAAGGAUAAAAGACUAAUUAAUUCGUUUGAAAUUCCUGAAAUAAUCUUCAUAAAUCAUGAAGUUACUAGAGAGUUCACGUUUUGAAGCAAUCAACAACGCACUUUCUAUAAAAACAAGUGGAAUCACGAUCUUUGGCCGCAUAGAAAGUUACUCAUGCAAAAUGGUUGCAGCUGAAAAAGUAUUGUAUAAACGUUUUACAGCAGAUAUGCAUGGGCAUGAUCUUCAAGCGCUGUCACCACCCCAAACUUUGACAGACUUUUCGCCUAACUUUGGCCGAAAUAACAGUCAAUCUGGAGAUGAAGGCAUUACUCUUUGUGAUACUAUUUCUAGAAAGACAUUGUUUUAUUUAAUUGCAACUUUAAACGCAUCGUUUGAACCCGAUUACGAUUUUUCAGAAGCUAAGUCCCAUGAAUUUAGUAAGGAGCCAUCAUUGCAAUGGGUUAUGAAUUCAAUAAAUUCAAAUCUAUCAGCAUUAGCUGGUGAUCAAUAUCAAGUUAUUCGCCAGCCAUUAUGGUCUGCCGUUGAUGACGAAGUAAUUUUAUCAGAAUGUGACAUAUAUAGUUAUAAUCCAGAUCUGAGUUGCGAUCCUUUUGGAGAACCAGGAUGUUUGUGGUCGUUUAAUUACUUCUUUUAUAACAAGAAACUAAAACGGAUUGUAUUUUUUACAAGUCGUGCAGUAAAUUCUCUUUAUGCGGGGGAAACCCCCGAUUUUUCCAUGGAAGAAGAUGUGUAUUAGGAAAGUAUUUUCACACAUAAUAAAUCUGUACACAAAUAAAAUGCAACAUAACAACAUGGAUUGGACAAGCUUGUGCGAUUUUGAGUUGUUAUUUUCACCACAUCUCUCCGUAGUUUAAAAAAACUUAAAAAAUACAUAUUUAUAAUAAAAAGAUUAUGUUAUAAUAAGAAUAAUAAUAAAAGCUUAUAUUUCAA